CAAUAUGCAAAAUUUGAAAGCAAUAUACAAAUUUUCUUACUAUCCAUAAUAACCCUUACCUGAAUUACACUAUAUUUCUGCAAGAGAAGAUGAAAAAUAUUUCUUUUAUUAACUUGAAGGAUCAAAUUAUAUAUCCCUUAAUACACUCCUAAAUUCAUAUGUAUAAAAUAUUUCUAAUAUAGUUAUCUCAAAUUAUUAGAUUAAGUAUUGGUUAAUGUUUAAGACUAAUUCAAUUUAUUUACUAAAAGGUCAUUGAUGUUUAUCAUAGAGAAAAUAAAAAAUUAUCUUUAAUUACAUUAGAUAAUUUAUGGAUAUAUACAGAGAGCGGAUUUAAUGGAGAAAUAAAACCAUAAAAAACAAUGAAGAUAAUAUUUCUAAAUUAUUAGGAUCAGGACGUAAGUUUAGAGUAAAAUUUAUAACAGCUUUCAUUGGUUAAUAGAUAAAUAAAAAAAUUUUGUAGAAAAGCUGAGUUUAAAAUCAGGGCAAAGGAUGGUAAAAAUACGAGUUUAAUAUAAUAAAUAAUAAAUGUUAUUGAUGAUAUGUUUUAUGAAGUUGAAGUUUGUUUGUACGAAAAUCCAAAUCAAAUAUAAUAAAAAAUAAAUGAAUUUGUCAAUGAUGCUCAAGAAACAGAAUAUGAGUACUUAUAAGAAGAUGCAUCAUAUAUUUAAAGGAGAUUCGAGCAAACUGUUGGAAAAUUAAAUAAAAUAUUUGAAGAGGAUUGCUAAAAUGAGAUAUAAUUAAAUAAAAAAUUACUCAGGUGGUAAAAAGAAUUGCAUGACAGUUUUAUUGAAUAUAAUUGGGAAAGAUAAAGUUAUAAAACAUCAUUUGAAACUAUUUUAGAAUUCGAAAAAAAACUUCAAAAUAUAAAAGAAUUAAAUGAGGAAUAAAGAACAAAAAUAGAGCAUGAAUUCUGUUUAAAACUUGAAUAAUAAGGAUUUUUUAAUUUUAACUCUUAAAGGAUUAAAUAGGCUUAACAAAUAACAUUUUAAAGAGAAUUAAAAUAUAAAUUGGAAUCUUCUAAAACAAAUAGUGAUGAAAUAGAUUAAUUAUUUAAAGAUCUUACUGAAAAAGUCAAAUAAAAAUAAAAUGAUAUUUAAGGUUUUAAUAUGCAAUAAAAUGUCAGAGAUUACAAUUUAAAAUAUAUUAAGGAAUUCUAUAAAUAAAAUGCAUAAAAUGAAUAUAAAUUAUAUGACAGAUUCUAUUUCACUAUCAACUUAUAAGAAUAAUGGAAGACUAAAAUUAUGGAAGAAAUCUUGCCAAAUAUUAAUUUAAAUGAUGAAAAAUUAUAAAAUACAAUUAUUCCUAAAUUUGAAGAGUUAUUAAAAUUAAAUAAAAUGGGAACGAAUAAUGAAGAACCAAAACCUAAAUAUGUAUGAAUGGAUUGAG
Messenger RNA from Paramecium sonneborni, 1386 nucleotides. NCBI's taxonomy places the organism in Eukaryota, Ciliophora, Oligohymenophorea, Peniculida, Parameciidae. The record is from the annotation of a GenBank genome assembly.